Messenger RNA from Cuscuta epithymum, 1519 nucleotides. The record is from the annotation of a GenBank genome assembly. Lineage: Eukaryota; Viridiplantae; Streptophyta; Magnoliopsida; Solanales; Convolvulaceae.
UUCAUUUCUACUGCUUUAUCCUUGUUAGAGAAAACAGUCGGCUCCUAUCUCCAUCGAAGAAGCUAAGCCGCUCCCAUCUCCAUCGAAGAAGCUAAGCUGCUCCCAUUUCCAUCGAAGAAGAAACGUGUUGACCAUCUCCAAGCCUCCAAAAUGGAAGAAAGUCAUACAUCAAACAACCAUGUAUUAGGACAAAGUUCUUUAAAUUCAAAAUGUUUCUUAAGGAGAAAGUCCUUAAAGUGGUGGUUCAAUGCUCAAACAUGGUUUAUGGCGAUCAUAUUUUGGAUGUUUGUUUCAUUAUCCACAAGGCGAAGGCGAACACGGGGUAUUCGAUAUAUAAUAGAUAAUCAUUCCAAAAGGGAGGGAUAUUUUCAAAGAUUAGUACACGGACCUGAAUCAAAUUGCAUUUCCCAAUUAAGAAUGUGUCGUGCUGCUUUUUUCAAGUUGUGUGAUAUGUUGGUUACAAAAGGUGGGUUGAGGCCAACCCGACAUUUGAUAGUAGAAGAACAAGUAGCUAUAUUUCUACUUGUACUAUCCCAUCAUCACAAAAAUAGAACCUUAAUAACUGACUUUCAAAGAUCUGGGAGAACAGUAAGCAAAUGUUUUUCUGCUGUAAUACAUGCGGUGUUACAACUUCAUUCUACCUUGUAUGCUAAACCUCAACCAGUUACGAUGGAAUGCGAAGAUGAUCGAUGGAGACCAUUUCAGAAUUGUGUGGGUGCACUGGAUGGAACUUAUAUUGAUGUCCAUGCAUCACCGAAAGAUCAUAAUCGUUUCCGUUCUCGAAAAGGAAGGAUUGCUACAAAUGUCCUUGGUGUGUGCAAUCCACAAAUGCAGUUCAUAUAUGUGUUUCCUGGAUGGGAGGGAUCAGCUGCAGAUGGUAGAGUUUUGCGUGAUGCCCUCACUAGAAGGUUCCGAGUUCCACAAGGUUGUUACUAUUUGGUUGAUGGAGGUUAUGCUAAUUGUGAAGGAUUUCUUGCCCCGUAUAGAGGGCAAAGGUACCAUUUGUCAGAAUGGAAAAAUAAUUGUCAUCCGCAAAAUGCACAUGAGUAUUUUAAUAUGAAGCACUCACAAGCUAGAAAUAUUAUUGAGCGUGCAUUUGGAUUACUUAAGAAUCGAUGGGCCAUCUUACGUAGUGCCUCAUGGUAUUCUAUACGUAUGACAUGCCAGAUUAUAGUUGCGUGUGCUCUACUACAUAAUUUCAUUCGACGUGAACAUGAUAUUGAUCCAAUGGAGGAUGAUGAAAUAGAAGAAGAGGAAGAUGUAGAUGAAGAAGAUGAAGAUGAACCUUUUGGGGGGGCUAACUUAAUUCCUACCGAAGCAUGGACUACAUUUUGAGAGGAUUUAGCAACAGACAUGUACAAUGCUUGGAUUUAAUAUAUUAUGUAAGGUGACUUUGGAUUUAUUUUAUCAUGUAAGGUGACAUUGGAUUUAAUCUAUUAUGUAAGGUAACUUUUGAUUUAAUCUAUUAUGUAAGUUAACUUUGGAUUUAAUGUAUUAUGUAAGGUGAUUUGGAUUUGAU